ACCCUCAAGCCUUAACAAAUCCCCUCCCUCUAUUUUUGUCUUCCAAUUCAAAGCUACAGUUUGAAAAAAUUUCUCUAAAAUCUUCCUCUUCUUCUUCAGUUAUUAUAUUCAAAUUUCUUGGUUUCAUUUCUUGUUUGUUAAUGGAGAUCCCAGUGAUCAAUAGAAUAAGCGAUUUUGAAGCUUCUCUGCAAAACCCAUCGUUUGUUUCACAAGCUUUAACAUUUUCCAGCGCCGAGAAGAUUCUUCAGGCGUACAGUUUUUGGAAAUGGGGAGCGUUAAUUCUUGCCCUAGUAGCUUCCUUCUCUACUGUAAUCAACAGAGUCAAAAUUCUCAUCGUUCGAAUCCGAAACCGUUACGUAAUGCAUUCUAAACCUAAUCUUAUCAGCCAACAGAGUUAUGAUUCCGACUGUGAAUCAGAAUCCGACGUGUCGUGUUCUUCUUCGUCUUCUAUGUCCGACGAUGAGGAAGACGAGGUGGAGGAUGAGCAAGAAACUACAACGACGUCGUAUUCUUGGAGGUCUGAUGAAGAUUUUAGGGUUAAAGGAGUAGGUUAUUAUGAUAAUAACGACCAAGGGCAAAACCGUAAUUUAAGGAGACGUAGGAACAGCAGUUUUGAAGAUAUCUUAGCUUCGUGGUCGGAGUUCAAGAAUGGGAAAAACGUAGUUAAAUUAUGGGAUAAUUUAGGGUUUGGAUUUGGUUUAAAUCUUGAGUGUAACGCAAGAAACUGCGUGUCUCUUUACGAUAUGAAUAAAGAAAUGAGUUUGUUUUCAAUCUUCGGCGAGAAAUCGGAUAUUCCGGCGGUUUCUACGUCGUCUUCUUCGCCGGCGGUGAUUGUUUCAGCUGAGAGUAAUGUGUUGAAGGUGUGGGACACGCGUAUUGGCAGUCGGUUACCGGAGAUACUGGCGGAGUGGAAGCCGAUACUGGGGAAAUUUGUGGGGAUGACUGGCGGCAGCAGCGGCGGCGCUGUGGAGAAGGUUUACGUGAGAGAUGAUUUAACGGGGAGGUUAACAGUGGGUGACAUGAGAAAAGUCAAGUCGCCGUUAGAGAAUGCGACGGAAGCUGACGUGGAUACGUGGUGGGACGCUGACGGCGUUAGUAGUGGCGGUGUUGAAUGAGAUUGAAGCUUGUGGUCGUGGUGACCCGGUGUGCUACGCGGUUCAAGAAUCGUGAGCUGGUGUAGAACUGGCUAAAAAUGAUUAUUUUAAGAAAAAUGAUUAAAUGUGUAAAUAAUUAUUGAUUAGGUGAUUAAUAAAUGGAUUAAAUUGUUUAA
Molecule: messenger RNA, 1270 nt
Organism: Mercurialis annua (annual mercury)
Lineage: Eukaryota; Viridiplantae; Streptophyta; Magnoliopsida; Malpighiales; Euphorbiaceae
Exons: 1
Coding region: 141-1115 (324 amino acids)
Molecular function (GO): protein binding
Source: RefSeq, a predicted model, not a curated record